AUGGACUCGCCCGACCACGAGCAUGCCUAUUCAGGCGACCUUGGGGAACCUAUGAGGCCACGACAACUCCCCUCGGACCUGCCCACUUCCCUCAAUGACAGGCGACCUGUCACCAUCAUGAAUGAGGAAACCGAGAUCUACGACGCCUGGCAGGGGCAGUCGCAAUUUCUCACCACCCCCAUGCCCGCCCGCCCGCUCAGUUUCAACCUCUCGCUCGACGACCCGACCUUUGGCGACGAAGACAUGCAGCAGCUCGAGGACAGCGAUAGUCGCCUAGUGCAGAUGCUGGCCCACCAAGCGCGCCUCAAGAACGACAAUGCAGGCGACGAGGCCAAGGUUGUCGCCGACGACAAGUUGUCACACGAGGAAAAGAAAGAGGCUUUACAGGGGCUUUUUACGCUGGCCGCAUCGAAUGGCGAGCUGGAAAGAGUAAAGCGGCUGCUGGAUGGGAAGACGCGGGAAUACAUCAACAUCAACGGCGUCGACGCCGAAGGCACGCCGCCACUAGUCUACGCAAGCUGUUUUGGGCACGAGGACGUGGCAGCUACACUUCUCGAGCAGGGCGCAACUGUUGAUAUGCAAGACAAGAAUCGCUGGACGCCGCUCAUGUGGGCCAUGACAAACCGGCACAAGGCCAUCGUCAAACUUCUGCUCGACCACGGCGCAUCGACGGAUGUCAAGUCUUCUGGAGGAAGGACCGCGUUCGAUUUCGUCGAGCCCAACACCGAGCUGUCCGACUAUCUACACGAGAGCGGAUACGCGAUUGGCAACGUCGGUGUUGGCGACGACUUCUACAGCUCUGGAUUCUCUCAGGACCGCUUUGAGCAAGAAAUGCAGGAGAACGAUUUGAAACGGCGCAUGAUGAUGGAGAGUGCUUUCAAUCUCGAGGUUGAUAUCGGCAACCUUGGCUUGGACGAACAGCCCGAGUCACCUGAAGAGCCAGAAGAAGAAGCGCAGGAAUUCAUCUGGGACAGAUGUCUCAACGACCAGAUGUUUGUCUUCCAAGAAAGCGAGCUGGAACGUAUACUGGACAUUAUCAUCACAAACAUGACGCCGCAGCGCUCUCCGUCGCAAAAGCCAGUUCCCGCAAACAUACUCUUCCUGAGUGCCCGCUACGCACACUAUCAUGCGAACCCGGAACUUCUCGAGACCCUGCUAGUAUCUGCCAUGAACAAGAUAAACGACGUUGUAGAAAAGCACCAGUGGGAUAUGACUGUGCUGGCCUUCUGGAUGUCCAAUGCGACACUGCUUUUACAUUACCUCAAGAAAGACGGCGGGCUCACGAGCGCGACUACUGAGUUUCAACUGCAGAUGGCAGAACUUAUCAAUGAGAUUUUCAUCUUGAUCAUCCGUGACGCUGAGCGAAGGAUGGACAAGAACUUGGACCAGGCAAUGCUCGACCAUGAGCCCAUGCCUGGUUUCGAAGACGUACAGUUCCAACACGAAUGGAAAAUAUUCCGUUCCAAACCCAAGGCAAAGCCAUUAGAACCCCUCGAGAAACGCUUCCGCCCGCCAUCUCCAAAGCGUAGAGCACAGCCAUCACCGCGAAACAUCACUUCUCUCCUAUCAUCCACCCUGUUCGUCCUUGAUCUGUACGAUGUGCACUCUGUCAUUGCUGCGCAGGUGCUAUCGCAGCUCAUUUACUGGCUUUCCGCCGAAGUCUUCAACCGCAUAAUGUCGAACCGGAAGUAUCUUGCACGUACAAAAGCUAUGCAAAUACGCAUGAACGUCUCGACGCUCGAAGACUGGGCUCGUUCCAACAACCGGCAACCCGAACAUUACGAGAACGGCUCCAUGACUUCUACCGGCGAGAACACCGCGGACGCUGCUAAACGGCAUCUCGAGCCUCUGGUGCAACUUCUGCAAUGGCUUCAAUGCUUCUCUUCACUCGGGGAAGACCUAGAGUCGCUCGUGGGUACUCUGCAACAGCUGACACGUCUGUCGCCCCAACAGCUACUACACACCGCGAAAUAUUACCGGCCCGAAGUGGGCGAGAAAGGCCUGCCGAAAAGCGCUUCCAAGUACAUUGUACAUCUGCAAAAAGCUGCCGCUGAUCGUAAAGCCGCACGCACAAAGUCGCCCAAUCCGCCGCCAGCAUCGGAAUCCGUACCAACCACGCCUGUCAGGCCUACUUCCGAUAAACCUGUCGAACCAUCGCCUGCGCCUUCGCGCAUGUCGGAGGAAGACGAGAAGGAUGAGCCACCGGACGAGCUUCUCUUAGACCCGUCGUACAUGCUGCCAUUUUCACUUCCAACGUCAACGGACAUGCUCAUCACCUACGGUGCCGGAUUCGGAGGUGUUAACAAAGAACGAGAGCGGAAAUACAUUCCCACCGUACCCCCCGAGUUUAUGGCCAAGUUGGACUUGAAUGGAGGCAACAAUAAGAAUGGAAGCUCCUACUAUUCAGAGACGCAGUGGAACGAUCCGAGCUAUGGGUGA
Molecule: messenger RNA, 2439 nt
Organism: Alternaria ethzedia
Lineage: Eukaryota; Fungi; Ascomycota; Dothideomycetes; Pleosporales; Pleosporaceae
Exons: 2
Coding region: 1-2439 (812 amino acids)
Molecular function (GO): GTPase binding
Source: RefSeq, a predicted model, not a curated record